Molecule: messenger RNA, 207 nt
Organism: Talaromyces marneffei
Lineage: Eukaryota; Fungi; Ascomycota; Eurotiomycetes; Eurotiales; Trichocomaceae
Exons: 2
Coding region: 1-207 (68 amino acids)
Source: RefSeq, a predicted model, not a curated record
AUGUACUCAUGCUCCAACUACCCACGGGGGUGUCGGGGCCGCUGCAACAUCCAAGGUGGCAAAUGCAGUGAUUGCACCUCACUCAAUUUACAACGACCUCGCACAAUGACAUCCCCGUUUGCUCAGAACCAAGGCGAAUUCCGCCGCCUUGCCCAGCUGACCACCUGCGCCACUUCCGAGGCCCCAGAUAAAUCCAGCCAGGUUUAA